AUGCGUGUCGUUGUGAUAUUAAUAAGUAUAUGCAAGAUCGCACAUGCAUCAAUAUUUCCUGCAGAUCAAGAGAAGUGUCAAUAUGGUGAUUCAAAGUGUAUUAUAAGAGUUGCUAAUAAUGUGAUUAGUAAAGCUAGUCAAGGAUACCCUGAGUUGGGACUUCCAGUUUUCGAUCCAUUAAAGCUCCGUUCAUUAGACAUCGAACAAGGUGGGAAUAGUCCCGUAAAUCUUAAAAUUCACUUAAGGAACUUUGAGCUCAUUGGACUAUCAAAUACAAAGUUUAUAAGUAUUCAAGGCUUCAAUAAAGACUAUGACAAUGCUAGAAUGGAGCUUAAAUUCAAUAUACCAUCUUGGCAGAUUUUCGGUCCAUACAAAAUUGAUGGACGGGUUCUUAUUCUUCCAGUCGCAGGAAAUGGAAUAGCAAAUUUGACUUCAUAUAAUAAUGAGAUUACGAUGAAGUUGCUGACGAAAAAAGUGAUAAAGCAAGGAAAAGAGUAUAUGCAAAUUGAAAAGUCUCGAUUAGUCUACGUAACUGAUAGAGUCGCAUUUGACUUUACGAAUCUAUUCAAUGGUAAUAAAUUACUUAGUGAGACAACAAAUCGAUUCUUUAACGAAAAUUGGAAGCAAAUUCAUGAAGAAAUUAAGCCGAAGCUGUACGAGGCAAUUGCAUCAAUUUAUGAGUCGCUGAUUAAUAAGGUUUUUGCUGCUAUCCCAUAUGAUGACAUGUUUAUACAAGGUGGAAGUGCUUAG
Molecule: messenger RNA, 750 nt
Organism: Chironomus riparius
Lineage: Eukaryota; Metazoa; Arthropoda; Insecta; Diptera; Chironomidae
Source: the annotation of a GenBank genome assembly